This is a messenger RNA of Ostreobium quekettii, 1071 nucleotides long. NCBI's taxonomy places the organism in Eukaryota, Viridiplantae, Chlorophyta, Ulvophyceae, Bryopsidales, Ostreobiaceae. The record is from the annotation of a GenBank genome assembly.
AUGAGCAUGAGCGAUCGGGACAGGCUGAUGAUUCACCAGGCCUCGCUCAAGCAGAAGGGGGAAUCCACGCCGAGGAAGGGCAGCAAGCGCGUGCGAAAGGCCAUCAAGAACGCCAGGGGCCUCAUCAGCGACCUUUUCCAGAGGGAGAGAUUCUCGAUGUGGUUGGUUUAUGAGCAAGGUGCAUCAUCAAAGGAGGAGAAGCCUCUGGAUUCUGCUCGAGGUUCGAAGACUGGAAAACCUCCCCCCCAUCCACAGAGCCAGUCUGGGGUGAAUGGGCAAACGAGCAGUGCCGCCAGGCAGAAUUGUAGGCCAAAAACAGAGACCAAGGGAAGAAGCCCAUUGCCACAAGACAUUGUGCAUAUUGACCCCUUGGAUAGCAUAGGGUCACUGAGUGAGAGUGAAGCACUGGCUGAGGAGAGAAGUACUGCAGCUUCAGGCCGGCAGAAGACAGCUCUCGAUACCCUCAGCACUAUUGGCUCCGAUGAGAACUGGGACGAAUUUGAUCGGAAGCCAACCGUCAUCAACACUUUCGACGACGUCGCAGCUAUGGUGCAACCGGGGUUGUUCAUUGGAGCCUUUCUUGCUGAGCAAAACAGGGUUGAACUUGAGAAGAAGGGGAUCACACAUGUGCUACAGGUUGGUGAUAACCUGGCGCGAAGUUAUGAGGGAGUGUUUCAUUACCACACCAUCAGUGUCUCAGACACUGAAUCUGCUGAUCUGUUGCUCCAUUUCAACGAGUGUUUUGAGUUCAUCGACGCUGCACGAAAAUCUGGAGGUGGCGUUUUGGUCCACUGUUUCGCUGGCAUCUCUCGAUCGGCAACUGUGUGCAUCGGUUACUUGAUAUGGAAGCUCAACCUGAGUCUUGGGGCGGCAUACAGUUUAGUGGAGAGUGCCCGAAGUUGCACGCAGCCCAAUGAGGGAUUUCGCAAGCAACUUCAGGUGUUUGAGAACUUGGGUGGUGACCUUGACUUGCUGGAGCAGUGGUGUUCGCGCAACAAGGGCUUCAACUUCAGUGACUUGUCUUCGGACCCGUCGGGCAGGGAUAUGGACUCCGAUGACUUCGAUUUGUGA